AUGCGAGGAUGCUUGCAGUUAGCCAGAUGGCUGAACGCAGGACCGAAAUGCCCGGCGGCAAGCCUUCCCAAGGUGCCAUCCGGCUUUUGCAACAACUACACACGGUCUUUCGCUAGUUCCGCUUAUCUGGCGUCGCGAGCUCGAACAGGCGCGAGCAAACCCACCUCUGAUCUUGAAAAUCGAAUUGCACAGAUUCCGAUUGACCGAUAUCGCAACUUCUGUAUCGUCGCUCACGUUGACCAUGGCAAGAGUACCCUCUCCGACCGACUACUCGAACUCACGGGCACCAUCCAGCCGGGAUCAAACAAGCAAGUAUUGGACAAACUCGAUGUCGAACGGGAACGAGGUAUCACCGUGAAGGCCCAAACAUGUACCAUGAUAUACAACCAUAAGGGAGAGGACUAUCUGUUGCAUCUUGUCGAUACACCGGGACAUGUGGAUUUCCGUGCGGAGGUUUCGCGCAGUUAUGCUAGUUGCGGAGGAGCAUUGCUUCUGGUAGACGCUAGCCAAGGCAUUCAGGCACAGACCGUGGCAAACUUCUAUCUUGCGUUUGCCCAGGGAUUGGAGUUGAUUCCUGUGAUCAACAAAGUAGAUUUGCCGUCGGCUGAACCGGAGAGAGCUCUUCAACAAAUGAAAGCUUCGUUCGAACUGGACACGGAAAAUGCGGUCAUGGUUUCUGCUAAGACGGGUCUCAAUGUCGAGAAAUUGCUUCCUACUGUAGUUGAGAAGAUCCCAGCGCCUGUGGGAAAUGCCCAGAAGCCCCUGCGGAUGUUACUCGUCGAUUCAUGGUACGAUUCCUACAAAGGUGUUAUCUGUUUGGUUCGGAUCUUCGACGGCGAAGUUCGUGCAGGAGACCAACUCGUGUCUUUUGCAACGGGCAUCAAAUACUACGUGGGUGAGGUCGGCAUCAUGUAUCCGACCGAGACCUCGCAGACCGUCCUGCGAGCUGGCCAGGUUGGGUAUAUCUUCUUCAACCCGGGUAUGAAACGGAGUAAGGAAGCAAAGAUUGGCGAUACCUACACCAAAGUGGGUUGUGAGAAAACCGUGGAGCCGCUUCCUGGUUUCGAAGAGCCCAAGUCGAUGGUUUUCGUAGCCGCCUACCCCGUAGACGCGGACCAUUUCGAGCACCUGGAGGAUAGCAUUAACCAGCUUAUGCUGAAUGAUAGGAGUAUCACAGUGCAAAAGGAAUCAUCCGAAGCGUUGGGUGCAGGUUUCAGACUGGGAUUCCUCGGGACUCUCCACUGUUCAGUUUUCGAAGAUCGUUUGCGUCAGGAGCACGGUGCUAGCAUCAUCAUAACGCCCCCUUCCGUACCGGUAAGGAUCAUCUGGAAAGAUGGACGCGAAGAGAUUAUCACCAGCCCGGCUCGCUUCCCGGAGGAGGACGACCUGCGAUCUAAAGUGGCAGAGAUCCACGAGCCUUAUGUUCUGGCCACCAUAACCUUCCCCGAUGAGUACCUUGGAAAGGUGAUCGAAUUGUGCGAGGCGAACCGAGGCGAACAGAAAAGCCUCGAGUACUUUACAUCUACUCAAGUCAUCCUCAAGUAUGAGCUGCCUCUAGCACAACUGGUUGAUGAUUUCUUCGGAAAGCUCAAAGGAUCUACCAAAGGGUAUGCGUCAUUGGACUACGAGGAGUCUGCUUGGCAGCCGAGCAAUAUCGUGAAAUUGCAGCUGUUGGUCAAUAAGGCUCCUGUGGAUGCUGUCGCGCGGGUCGUUCAUUAUAGCCAAAUCGAACGACUCGGAAGGAGGUGGGUGACGAAGUUCAAGGAGCAUGUCGACCGACAACUCUUCGAGGUCGUCAUUCAAGCGGCUGUCGGACGCAAGGUUAUUGCAAGAGAGACUGUCAAGCCGUAUCGCAAAGAUGUGCUAGCUAAGCUCCAUGCAAGCGAUGUAAGUCGACGGAGAAAGUUGCUUGAGAAGCAGAAAGAAGGCCGGAAGAGGCUCAGGGCUGUGGGCAACGUGGUCAUUGAACAGAAGGCCUUCCAGAAUUUCUUGUCUAAAUAG
This is a messenger RNA of Aspergillus alliaceus, 2001 nucleotides long. RefSeq names its product GTPase GUF1. Gene Ontology annotation, molecular function: GTPase activity; mitochondrial ribosome binding; GTP binding. The coding region runs from base 1 to 2001 and encodes 666 amino acids. NCBI's taxonomy places the organism in Eukaryota, Fungi, Ascomycota, Eurotiomycetes, Eurotiales, Aspergillaceae. Gene Ontology annotation, biological process: positive regulation of translation. The record is from RefSeq and is a predicted model, not a curated record. Gene Ontology annotation, cellular component: mitochondrion. The transcript has 2 exons.